Molecule: messenger RNA, 4322 nt
Organism: Onychostoma macrolepis
Lineage: Eukaryota; Metazoa; Chordata; Actinopteri; Cypriniformes; Cyprinidae
Product: beta-1,3-galactosyl-O-glycosyl-glycoprotein beta-1,6-N-acetylglucosaminyltransferase 4-like
Exons: 3
Coding region: 639-1907 (422 amino acids)
Cellular component (GO): membrane
Molecular function (GO): acetylglucosaminyltransferase activity
Source: RefSeq, a predicted model, not a curated record
GUUUUUUUUACUGAAGAGUCCGAAUUCGAUCAAAUGUAACCCAUACAUAGUUUUCGGUUUCUUUCUAAUGAAGCAAUAAUUCGAUUUUUUGUCAUGGGAGAAGAGACAGAUAUUGCGUUAACAAGGUGAUUAAAACCACAUGAACCAGCUGAAGUUAGACGUUAGACAUUGGCUGAAUCACUGAGUUUAGUGUAAACAUGUGAGGUGCGCGCGCGAGUUAUCAAAUGUAAGUUAUUACAAGCGUCUUCACGCCCACACGUUGCACGCCCUUGCGCCUAUCUUUCUUCAACACAAACAUCAGAAUUUUAAUCUCUCAGACAGCGUGCUAACAGAUAGCCUACUACGAAGUGAAUGAUGACUCCUUUUGGUUCGACGGAAGAAUGAAAGUCAUACGGGGUUUGAAGAAAGAUGACAGAAGUUUCAUUUCUGGAAGAAGUAUGCAACGUUAUCAGACCAACCCAACAUGGACUAUACUAUAUAUAUGACUAUAUGUCAAGUUAUAAAAUUGGUUUCGAACUAAAUGCAUGGAUUCUCGCAGGCUCUGACUCAGCGAUGAAAGAAUGUGUGGUGGUGCUGCUCAUGCUCCUGUUAAUUCAUAGGAUAGUGCCAAUGCUGCUGGCCUCAAAGCAUCGCAAAGAAUGAGAAUAUUGUGGAUCCGCCUCAAACUGAGAAAUGUGAUAUGUAUCGCUGUAUCCCUGGCACUUCUUAUAUGUUGCUUCACGAUCACAUUUUCAAUAAUAAAAGAAGGAGGACAGGAAACAGGACUGUCUGAGAACCUGCGGCUGACAGAACAAUAUGGCAUUAAUUGCACAGCAAUAUAUGAAAUGGAACCAGUAGAACUGGGCAAAACUUUAGUCAUUCGCAAGGAAAAAAAAUACGUAGGGCAAACCGACAGAGCUAUUUUGAAUGCCACCUUUGACUGUGAAUGGUUUGUUGUGUCACAAGGUUAUGAUGGGAUUCAAGGCUCUGAGUUUGAGUGUGAAUUUCCCCUUGCUUAUUCUUUGGUUGUUCACCAGGAUGCAGCCCUUGUGGAGAGGUUGCUAAGGGCCAUUUAUAUGCCUCAUAACAUAUACUGCAUACAUUACGAUCUGAAGUCCUCAGAUGACUUUAUUUCAGCAAUGAAAGGUCUGGCUCGCUGCAUCCCCAACGUCUUCAUUACCUCAAAGCUGGAGAGGGUGCAGUACGCAGGUUUCUCACGACUCAAAGCGGAUCUUAAUUGUCUGUCGGACCUCCUAGAUUCUGAGGUCAAGUGGAAGUAUGUCAUCAACCUGUGUGGUCAGGACUUUCCACUGCGGACAAACGCUGAGCUGGUGUCGGAUCUAAAAGAGCUGAAAGGCAGGAACAUGGUGGAGAGCAAGCGGCCUGGAGGAAAGACAGAUCGUUGGACUUAUCAUCAUUUACAGAAAGACAAUAAUUCAGAGUACUACAGCUCACCUGUCACCACUUCUGAGAUGAAAUCUCCACCUCCUCACAACAUAGAAAUGUUUGUGGGCAGCGCAUACUUCACACUUUCAAGAGAAUUUGUGGUUUUUGUUCACCAGAGUCCCAUAGCCAGUGAUUUCUUGGCUUGGUCCGAGGAUACAUAUUCACCUGAUGAACAUUUCUGGGCAACUCUGGUUCGUGUGUCUGGAGUACCAGGGGAAGAGCCAAGUUCUGAUCCUGAGAUCUCAGAACUGAAAAGUAAAACCCGUCUGGUGAAGUGGUCUUAUCUAGAAAGGAUUCUGUACCCACCAUGCACUGGAGUCAGUAUACGAGCUGUAUGUAUUUAUGGUGCUGCUGAGCUCAGAUGGCUCCUAAACUAUGGCCACUGGUUUGCUAAUAAAGUGGAUCCAAAAGUGGAUCCUGUUCUUAUGGAAUGUUUAGAGGAGAUUCUUUCAGAAAAACGCCUGAGGCCAAAACUGCAGUAAAAAGGUCUUAUUUUUAUUUUACUGGUGAGACCAUCGGAUUGAUGUUAAAAAAGAAUACUGUGCUGUUUUUUUAGGGAAAUCAUUAUUAAGUCGAGUAAUUUAUUUGGGGUUUCUGGUAAAAAAUGUUAUACUUUGAAAAUGCAAUUUUUUAUUUUGUUUUGAAUGUAUUUAUAUUUAUGUGAUUCAGCCAGCAUGAGUGCAGUCCUUUGGCAAGAACUUUUAGAGUUUAACAUGCCAGUCCUCUAAAUCUUUUAAGUGAACACUUGUUCUGUUGUGUAUGAGACAUGUAGUAACAUAAUAUGAGACAAAAUGUGAAUUUUAUUAGAGCAAAAUGAAGGAGCACAAAUACAUUUGCCCAGUUCAUAAGAACGAUAUGGUGAAAACUAAAGCGGCACACAUUUGUUCGUUGCUGACGAAACAUCUAUUUUGUCUCUCUGAGCAAAUGUUACAAAGGAAUAGUUCACAAAAAGAACAACAAAAAACAAAUUAGCUGAAAAUGUACUCACCCUUGGGCUAUCCAAGAUAUAAAUGAGUUUGUUUCUUCAUCCAAAAAGAUUUGUGCUUGUAAGAAACAAAUCCGUCAUUAAGGCUUAACUUGCAAAAUAAAAGUUUAAUCCAUAAUAACGCUUCCUCCAGUGAAAAAGUCCAUCCACUGUUGCCUUCCCACAACAAAAUCCACUGUCAUAUUUGUUUAGAACUCUUUUAGACUGUUUUAGCUUGCAAACGGUUCUUGUUCUGUGCAUAUUUCUUUCCUGAUUCAGAUGAGAUGACUUUUUCACUGGAGAAAGCCACUGGUGGUGGUUGAGGAGAGACCCCCCACAUGAUUGUAAAGCGUUUUGGGUGUAUUGCAAUACACAAUAAAGCGCUAUAUAAAUGCCUCAUUCAUUCAUUCAUUCAUUCAUAUUAUGGAUAGGGCACUUGGAAAGUAGAGGAAUUUUAACUGGAAACAACGUUGAAAACGUCUUGAUGGAUGUGUUUAUUUUAAACAUGCAGCUUUUCUAUUCACAAGGUUAUUGUGAUACUUUCAUCAGCUGUUUGGACUCUCAUUCUGACGGCACCUAUUCACCUCAGAGGUUCCAUUGGUAAUGCUAAAUUUCUUCAAAUCUGUUCUGAUGAAGAAGCAAACUCACUCUCAGGAUGGCUCUCAAAUGUUCUUUUUUGCAUGAACUAUUCUUUAAAAAAAAUCUGUAUAUUUUUCAAGCUUUUAAAAUCAUUGGAUCUUCCACAUGUCCAUCUCAAAUGGAGAAGACUUUACGAGCAAUAGCGUUCAGAGCAAUAGCAAAAGCUCAGAGAAACUUAAGCAAUUCAGUGAGAAUGAAUUUGCAUGUGCUCUCUGGGUUGCCAUUGUGCCAGAUUCACAAAAAGAAUAAUGCAAAUCAAGUAAACACAAUCCCUAUAACUACUAGACACAAUUUGCAUGUUGCAAUUUCUCAUCUUGCAGGCUGGUUUUGAAGGCUUGUAAGAAUGCAGCAGACAUCCCUGGAUCUGGUAUACUCUACUGGGGCUAUAAGCAUUGCUCCACCUAGCAAUCCAGGCACCUGAAAUAAAUAGCUCUUUAACAUUUAGAAUGUGUGCUUAAAUAUAAUUUAAUGAAUAACUGCUGCCAUUAUUAAUAGAAUUAUUAUUAUUAUUAUUAUGCAUUUGGUUGAACGUGAUUCCAGUAAGUCCCAGGUGUGGCUGAAAAACCUGAAAAACCACAUGCAAAGUCUUGUGAAUUCACCCCUGAGCACGAAACUCUUUUUGUUGAUUUUAUCAGAAUGUAAUACUGAAGAAUUUCCUCUUGUAGUAAAAAAUUAUAUUCUUUAUUUUCACUUAAGAUUUUUUUAAUGCAUAUUUUUGUACAUUUUAUACCUGUUUUCUGCACACAAAAUGAAGGGGUGGGUUUACAAUUCCUAAAGUGUUCUUGUUGUUUAAUCCCUUUAAUAAUCAUCUGUGGUUUAUUGAUGUACUGAUUAAUAACACUGGUUUUCAUUUCAUAUGGUGUUUGCCAAUUUCAUGGUUAAUCACUUUCACAGUGCAUUCAUUUUGUGUCAUAUCAUGCUUUUAAUUGUUUAUUGUUACAUGCAAUAUCUGUUUUUGAGUGGUGACUGAAAUGCAGCAACUGUUUAGUUGUUUAGACUGGCUUCAGAGAAAAGAUAUGCGCUUUAUUCCAUUUCAUUUGUCAAUACAUUUACAAUAUUUUAUAAAUAUAUAAAAAUAACAUAUUGUUGGAAGAAGGUUUUUAAUCUGAGUUUCAUUUUUUUGUUAGUUUUAUUCUGCUGAUUUCUGCUGAUGUCGUGAAUGUUGCCUGUCAUGAAGGUCACUAACUCAACACAUGUAUCUCCAACGCACAUGCAUUUUUAACAUUUCUAAUUCUUUUGGAGUUGACAGUUCCAUUUGAUGCUUUAUGGUAAAGGAUGGCAUCCGAAAUAAAUU